Molecule: messenger RNA, 575 nt
Organism: Photinus pyralis (common eastern firefly)
Lineage: Eukaryota; Metazoa; Arthropoda; Insecta; Coleoptera; Lampyridae
Exons: 4
Coding region: 33-575 (180 amino acids)
Source: RefSeq, a predicted model, not a curated record
CACUUGCAACAAUCGAUCGAUUAGAACUCAUCAUGCCAAAAUACGCGAUACGAGGCGGGGAUGUGACGUUAAAGUGUGAUCACAGCGUGCCCUUAGAACAGCUACACAAAGUCGAAUGGAAGAAAUCAGGCGUGAAGAUAUUUCAAUACGUCAAAGGGCGCACACCGCCAUUUCGCUACUUUCCAACGGCCGGAGCCGAACUAAACAAAGAACAUAGCAGCGAAAAACAAAUUCAGCUGUCAAAAUUAGAUUUUCCGGCAUCAGGUUCGUACUCGUGCAUUGUCUCCAUGGAAACGCCAAUAUUUAGCAAGGAAACUGAGAGCCACGAACUCACCGUAAUAGAACCUCAAGAUAGCGAUCCCAUUAUUACAUUCAACAAGGAUACAUACGAGAUCGGAGAAAUUUUAGAGGCAAAUUGCACGACGAGUCCUGCACGUCCUCCGCCCCACGUCACGUGGUUAAUAAAUAAUGAACGAUACACCCUUCGCUCCUUUGGAAAGCGAUCGAGUUCCGAGAGGCCCUUUAAACGGGUUCUUAGUGUUGAAAGACAAAAUUACGGGGGACCACCUUCCUAA